This is a messenger RNA of Symphalangus syndactylus (siamang), 803 nucleotides long. RefSeq names its product testis-expressed protein 264-like. The record is from RefSeq and is a predicted model, not a curated record. Lineage: Eukaryota; Metazoa; Chordata; Mammalia; Primates; Hylobatidae.
CUAGGAGCAGAAGCUGUGUGUCUACCCACUGCUGGAAAUCUACCAGCAAGACCAGAUCCAUUUCAUGUGCCGCUGGCGUGGCUGGGAGACAUCCAGGCCUGCAGCACCCCGGGCACUGAUGAUUGUUUAAGGAACAGUGAGAGCCUAGGAUUCUGCCCCCUGCAGAGGGAGAUGGACCCAGGGGUUGCUCCUGGACAAGGCAGAUGAAGGAGCUGCUUGCCUGGAGGACGCAUUGCGGAUGGAAGGAGCAGGAGCUGACAUGAUGAGUGACACGAGUUCUGGAAGCUUGGAGGUGAGCCCUGGCAGCUGGGAGACUUCAUUUGCCACCGUGUCACCUGCAGAGAGCGGCUGCAGCUGGGAGGAUGGUGACACCUGCAGUGAGUGCAGCUACAGCGGGUCAGGCGCCAGCGGCUCCUCUUUUGAGGAGCUGGACCUGGAGGGUGAGGUGCUCUUGGAAGAACCACGGCUGGACCCUGAGACUGAGCUCUUGCAGGCUACCAAGUGGCCCUGAGAGCCCAGUACCCUGAGAAGAGCAAGGAGUAACCCAUGACCAGCCCCCUCCUGCGGGGCAGUGCUGCGGAACCCAGUAGACUCUCCAGCCAUCUUCCUCCUUCCCCUGGGGGUGAAGGGUUCCCAGGGGACCUGACUCCCCCUGCUCUAGGCCUCUUGUGAAGCCUUCUCCUCACUGCCCUUUAGGCUCCCAGGGCCAAAGCAGCCAAAGACUAUUUUCUGCACCAGCCCUGUGGGCCGCCACCCCUGUUGUAUCUCUUUUUCACACCAUCGCUGGAGCUUCCAGGAUCCAG